UUCUACUUGAGUAAUGAAUGUGAAUACUUUUGACACCUCUGGUAAUUAGCAUAACCACUAAUACAAAUACUAAAUUCAUACAGAAAAACUUACUGACAAAAUAAAAGUACUUUAAUGCCGCCACGACCACAGGGAGUUACAAAAAUAAAAUUAAAAUCAUUUUAAUUAGUGAAAACGCUAAACUUUGUUUCACAUCAAACUCAUUGUUUUCAUUGAUAAAAUAAUUGAUAUCAGUGUUUUCUUAUUGGCAGAUUGUGUCAUAGUUGAGGUACAAGUUGAAACACGAAAAAUGGUAACAAUAACAAAAGGUGAGUUUCUCAGAAAAAUACUUCUUGAACCACUCAAGGCAGUCAUGAGAGGCUGUGGUGCAGCCAUGACCAGCACGGAAGCCAGACUGCAUAGCAGAAAGGACACAGUGGGAUUCAAGAUGGUUGGUAAUCUGUUUAUUGACCAAGCUUUUGAAGACUUUUGAAAGACAGGGUAAGACAGAUAGGGGUCUAUAGCAGUUUGGGUCAAGGGUGUCUCCCCCUUUUAAGAGAGGGAUGACUGCGGCAGAUUUCUAAUCUCCAGGAAUUUCUGAAGAUGCGAGAGACAGAUUAAACAGGUUGGUAAUGGGUGAAGCAAUAAUACUUGCAGAUAAUUUGAGGAAAUAGGGAUCGUGCGUGUAUGUGUGCGUGUGUGUAUGUGUGUGUGCUUGUAUAUGUGUGUGUGUGUGUGGAUGAGGUUUCUCCCUAAAAGGAAGUUUUUCAUCACCAUUGUCACACUAACUGCUCUUGGGGGGGAUUAUUGGAAUUAUUGGGUCCUGUGUUCAGGGUGUUUCUUGUUUACAGUUUACUUUGACUUUCACAUUGAGUCACAGUUAGUUUAUAUAUGCUGCUGCUGUGUGAUUGGUUUCUCUCAUCAUGUGAGUUCAGAGAAAUGACUCAGUGUUGUUACAUAAAGCUGAUAGGACAAACAGAGAGAGGACGAAGGAGACUGAGCGCGCUCAGAGCUGCUUCACCUGCAUCACCUCAAACAGUUUGAUUUAAAGUCAGCUUCUUCAUCACUCUGAAGAGGAGCUCUCAACACUUCAGGAGGACCAGGAGACCUCAAGAUGGCUUCAACACCAAGAAGAAGAAGAAGAAGGAGCAUAGACAUCCCAUCUGAAUUAAUGGACAAACUCAAAAAUCAUUCAGCUUCAUUCAUCAGAGAGGUUGACAGCAGUGAACCGAAGAUGAGACCGAUUGUUAGAGAGUUUAGGGAGAUCGCUGAUGAAGUCAGAAAGAUGCAGGAGACAACAGAUGAAGUCAGAAGAGCAGCAGCAGAUGUACUAGAAGUCACAACCUUUGGCAUUCUGUUGGGCUUACUUACAGGCAGAGCAGCAGGAGCAGUAGCAUUAGCAGUAACAGCAGGAGGGGCAAGAGUAUUACCAGCAAGAGCAUUAGCAUUAAGGGCAGCAACAAUACUAUCAGCAGUAGCAGCAGGAUUAGGAGCAGCAGCUGCAGCAGGAGCAGGAGCAACAGGAGCAGCAGUAGUAGCAGCAGUAGGAAGAAUAGCAGCAGUAAUAGCUGCAGGAUCAGCCAUUGUUGUUGCUGGUGCAAAUGUUACAAAAGAGAGAUCAGAGAGUGGAAGUGUAAAUAAAGUAAAACAGCUGAGGACAGACUUAAUGGAGAUCGUUGAACCACUGAAGAAGGCCCUGGAAGAAAUAAAGAGGACGUGUGAGGAAAUGAAGCAAAGAUCAGCUGAAGAUCAGGCUGAAAUCACUUUGACAGACAUGGAGGCGUUACAGAGGAUUAUUAGAGUAGUGUUUGAACUGGGGAGUGGUGAUGGAGUAUUGUCUGCUAUGUGGAAAGUCUUCAGACUCACUUCGACCCCUGAAGAGGACAGAAAGUUAACAGACUCCAUCAUCCAGUCAGCUGAUCUCUGUCAGAAAGUCAUCGAUGACUUGAAGAAGAUGAAGGAAGAUCUCAAAGACUUCACAGAACAGUGA
This is a messenger RNA of Perca fluviatilis (European perch), 1969 nucleotides long. RefSeq lists its product as uncharacterized. The coding region runs from base 1094 to 1969 and encodes 291 amino acids. The transcript has 2 exons. NCBI's taxonomy places the organism in Eukaryota, Metazoa, Chordata, Actinopteri, Perciformes, Percidae. The record is from RefSeq and is a predicted model, not a curated record.